GCAUGCGCCUCCUCUCUUCACAUCCUCCAAGCGCUGAAGCUAAGUACGGACUACGCCCUAGGAAACUGAUUCUAGGCUGGGGGAGUUCCGCCAGCUCCCGUGCCCAGAAACUUCAGCACCUCAAGGGGCGGACAGCGCUCUAGCAGUCCUUCCAGACAACUUCAGCAUCUUGGAAAGCCCUUUCUUCUCUUCAGCUUCCCCGGCAGGUGCAGAACGGAACAGCCUCCUCUCAGUCUAUUCUCCCUCCCUUUCCAUUCCUUCUUCCUGUUUUUACUCCUCCUCUCCAUUCAUAACAAAAGCAUUGCUACCAGUGCGGGUGGGUCUCUGCAGUUCUCUCAGCAACGCCAGUUGCCUGUAACCCCUACGACAAGCAGUUUCCGCAGGGAGUAAGAAUGGGGCUUCUCCAGAUGGGGACAAUGAUUCAGGUGCUGGCGCUUGUCCUCAGCCAAAUCCAUGCUUUCCCCAAACCGGAGGGUAUCCAAGACAAAUCUCUACACAACAGAGAACUAAGUGUAGAAAGGCCUUUGAAAGAACAGAUUGCUGAAGCAGAAACAGAUCAGAUCCUGAAAAUAGCCCCUCCAGAAAACAAGGCAGGGGAAAGAAAUUAUUCUUCUGAUAACUUGAACCUGCUAAAGGCAAUAGGAGAAAAAGAGAAAAAGGAGAAAGAAAGGAAAUCAUUACAAAACUCACCACAUAAUAAGAAAUUGAUCAUGGAAGAGGUAGACUCAACCAAGAAUCGCAGACUGGUGGAUGACUAUGAUUCUACUAAAAGUGGAUUAGAAAAUAAAUCUCAAGAUGAUCCAGAUGGCCUUCAUCAACUGGAUGGAACUCCUUUAACUGCUGAAGACAUUGUCCAGAAGAUAGCCACCAGAAUUUAUGAGGAAAAUGACAGAGGAGUAUUCGAUAAAAUUGUUUCUAAACUUCUGAAUCUUGGCUUGAUUACAGAAAGUCAAGCAAACACACUGGAAGAUGAAGUGGCCGAGGUCUUACAGAAGCUAAUCUCUAAGGAAGCCAGAAAUAAUGAGGAGGAACCUGAUUAUCCUUCCAGCAGGACAGAGAACUAUGCUGAAAACCUCCCAGAGAAAACGACUAUAAAACCAGCCAUUCAAGGUGGUCUUACUAAUGGAGAAAGUGAUGAUACAGUACAUAAGACCUGGACCAUACCGAACACCUUGGAAAGAAGAAAUAAACUUUAUACUGAAGACAAUUUUGAUGACCUCCAAUAUUUCCCAAAUUUUUAUGCACUACUAAAAAGCAUUGACUCAGAGAAAGAGGCUAAAGAGAAAGAAACGCUGAUUACUAUAAUGAAGACAUUGAUUGACUUUGUGAAGAUGAUGGUUAAAUAUGGCACAAUUUCUCCAGAAGAAGGUGUUUCAUACCUUGAAAACUUAGAUGCAACAAUAGCUCUACAAACCAAGAAUAAGCUCGAUAAAAAUGCCGCUGACAAUAAAAACAGAUUCAUUCCAGAUAAGAGUCAUGAAGAAGCAGACAGUACAAAGGAAGAAGCAGCUAAAAUGGAAAAGGAAUAUGGAACACAAAAAGAUUCCACCAAAGAUGGGUCUAACACAGAAAAAAAUGAGGAACCAAAAGGGAAAACAGAGGCUUAUUUGGAAGCUAUCAGAAAGAACAUUGAAUGGCUGAAGAAACAUGAUAAACAAGGAAAUAAAGAAGAUUAUGAUCUUUCAAAGAUGAAGGACUUCAUCAACCAGCAGGCUGACAUUUAUGUGGAGAAAGGCAUCCUGGAUGAACAAGAAGCUGAGACUAUCAAACGUAUUUAUAGCAGCCUAUAGAAAAGACAAGGAAUCUAAGAAGGAGGCAAAAGGCCCCUAACUAUAGAGCGCUUAGGAUAACUUGCUCUAGCUUCAGGCAACUUCUAGUCCUGUGAUCUGAGUUCUUUUCAUUUAAGGAUUAAUAGAAAAUGCUGAAUUCACAUUGUAAUGAAUAUUUAAAAGUGAUGAAAAGUAGUUCUCUUGAUAUAAAGACUAACAAUAUAUUAGUAUCCCUUGAUUCACUAAAAAAAAAAAAGUAGCAUUUUGCGGAAAACAUGUGUAAAAUAAAAUUUUAUAUACUGAAUCCUUUUCCCUCACUGACAUAUUAUAAAAUCAGAAAUGGGUUCCUAUGGUAAAUAAAAAUCCUCCCAUGAACUGAGUUAAAACUUUUUUCAAGGAAGGAUUUAAAAUAGGUUCCCACCCCAGAGCAUGAUGGAUACUAUAGUAUCCCAAUGGCAAUAUGUCCACUGCAAAUUGUAGUUCCCACCAGCAGUUCACUUUGGGAUGUUAAAAUAAAUCUGUUCUUUUUUUUUUUCUUUCAAAGCCUCUUUAACAUAACAAGGUAUUGAGCCAUCUGCUUCUCUAGGUGCUAUUUUUAACAGCCUCUGAAUUAGACCAUGGGCUAGGCUCUUUGGGCACCACACCAAAAGGAUCUGGAAAUUGUAUAUUUUUCAUGGUUAACCUACAAGAUUAAGAAAUUCAUCGCCUAAUUUGUAAAUUCCAUAAUAGUGAGUUUUGGACCAUUGAAUUUAAGGGAUACCUGUGUGCCUCCCAAGAGGUCAAAUUAGGUCACUUAAUACACCUUAGAGCAAGAAAAAGUCUUAAGCCAAAUCAGUAGUUAUCUGAAUUGGAUGUGUUCCUAGAGCUAAAAAUGUUUCCCAACAAGGAAUACCAAGAGGUUCAGGCAAUGAGAUAGAAAUAAAUCAGGUGAAAAUCAUUUGCCUCAUUCUGAACCAAAGCUGACAGAUCAGCUUCCCUAGAGGAAGGGAAAGUUAAUGAGCUGAAAGUCCUUCCAAAGCCUCUUCCUCACUCCCUUUCCACAAACAUGCUGCUUAAAAUAAUCACUCAGAAAUGGCCUGACAGCUCCAUGAAAUGUUAUUAGGUUGAUGCUCCCAUAGUAAUCCAUGCUUUGAAAUUUUAUUAUUCAAUGUAAAUUAAUUAAAUGUAAAUGUUUUAUAUCUGUUUUCAUUUAAAAAUAAAAAUAUUCUGCUUUAUUUA
Phascolarctos cinereus (koala) is the source of this 2987-nucleotide messenger RNA. It is a transcript of the gene SCG3, whose product is annotated as secretogranin III. The record is from RefSeq and is a predicted model, not a curated record. Gene Ontology annotation, cellular component: secretory granule membrane. Lineage: Eukaryota; Metazoa; Chordata; Mammalia; Diprotodontia; Phascolarctidae. Gene Ontology annotation, biological process: protein localization to secretory granule.